AUGAAGAAAGCCUUGAAAGAUGUGGACAAGUUGCUAAAGUCAAAGAAGACACAGUUUAUUGGUGGUCUCCACCUGAAGCUGGUAGUGACAAACAGAAGGACAUUUUUAGAUGCCUCAGAACGUGCAGCUGAGGCACAUGGUUUUGCUGCCAAGUGGGGUGGAAGGCAGCUUCAAGGUUGGACCCGCAAAUGGUUGAUAACACGAGAGCUGCCUGUCUCGAGGCAAGGCCAUCAUGCAAAAGUCUAUUUACUUCUCAGUGACCUUGCAAUCACAUCGGAACUCAGAUCAUAUGUUCGGUCAAACAAGUGGGCAGUAGAUCCAGAGAAACUCACACAGUUCACCAAGAAUCAGCUCAUACCCAGUGCAGCGGACAAGUACCUUCAACAAAUUGUACAUGAUGAGAUGCCUUGUGGACUGAAAUGGUACAUGGAGGAUGAACUUUUUCCUUGUAUUCAUCUCAAGGCAGGCUGCGCCCAAGCAAAUGAUUCGAAAGAAAAGAGUUGGGUCUUUGAAGACCAACAUGCUUUGAGGAAGAAGGAGGUUGGUCGAGGACUCCAUCAAAGCGAUGUGAUAUGUUUGACUGUUGGACACCUUGUGGAAGCGAGUCAGACACUUGAAUAUGGGAAAAACUAUGAUGGCUAUUGGACAGGAGAGCUUUUUGUUAAACAGCUCAAGGAGAAAAUCAUUCCCGCCUUCGAAAAUGCACAUGGACCUGGAUAUCAGGCUCUCUUCAUGGUCGACAACUCUCAGGGACAUUCAGCUUAUUCCGAAGAUGCAUUACUUGUGAGCCGCAUGAACAUUAAACCAGGUAGAAAACAAGCCCGUAUGCAAGAUGGAUGGUUCAUGCAAGAUGGCACCAAAGUGAUCCAACAUAUGGUUUACCCACCAGAUCACCCGAGUUUCCAAAUGAGCCGAAAGGAACCAAGGUUGUGCUUGCCAAAUGUGAAGAAAUAUCUUUGUGACAACUGUGAUUACACAUUCAACACCUUGAAAGACAACAUGUUCAUAGCACUCGCAUCAGUGCCACUCCAAACCAUCCAGCAGUGGGAACAUCAAAUGCACAGGUGGAUAGAUGCUUAUAGGAUGGGACUCGGGACUGCUGAUGCACAGCUGCAGGUCAAAAAAUUUAGUUCAAGACAGUACAAAUCUCACAGAUGUAUUCCAGAUGCAGUGGCACAAGCUUUUGAUUAG
Molecule: messenger RNA, 1191 nt
Organism: Suillus bovinus
Lineage: Eukaryota; Fungi; Basidiomycota; Agaricomycetes; Boletales; Suillaceae
Exons: 5
Coding region: 1-1191 (396 amino acids)
Molecular function (GO): nucleic acid binding
Source: RefSeq, a predicted model, not a curated record